CAGGCGGUGACGUUGAAAAGAAAAGCCAGAGCAGAAGCCAUGCCGCGCGGGUUCCUGCAAGAAACCAUUUGUCAUCCUCCGGGUGGCUUCUCGCGCAAGGAAGAGCUCCAGGAGGAAGGGCUUCAUGUCUGCAGCCCUUCUCGAGCUCGCAGGAGACUGAACCUGUUUGCUCAGGAGCUGCCACGGAAGGGACGGCUCCGGACCUCUGCUUUAGACUUCUUCGGAAUGAAGGAGGAGAGCGAUCCGCUGCAGGUGUUCAAUGACCCCAUCGAAGACUUCCAAGCACCUCCGGUUGGGCUGGAACAGAUCGAGGUGAAGCCACGUCAGCCUUACGUGCUGGAGGAGGUGCAGCUAGACCGUCCGGGACGUCGCUCCGUGGAGGUGCCGAUCCACUCGCCCGAGGAGGCCAAGGCCUUUGCAGCGAACUACGCGGUCGCCUCGCACCUCCCAGUGGAUGUGGAUCUGGAGAAGAAUCAGAUCGUCCCAGAUGAUCCGACCCAGGCGCCUGAUCAGCCAGACGAAGAGGUUCAGUAUUGGGUCAUGGAGGGCUCUGAUGGAUCUGGGCCAGUGGUGGUUCAUCAUGAACAUCAUGUCAGCCAUGCCCAUCAUGAUCAUGAUCAUCUUGGGCAUCACCAUGGCAAAGAUGGGAUGUCCUACUCGGAGCAUGAAGAAACCAUCACCCACACCGGGCACGGCGGGCAACACGGAGAGGGCGGAGCGAUGACGGUGCGGCAUCACAUCGUCCAUCGAGUGCACGAUGAGCCGCCAAGACAGCGCUUCGUGCCUCCCCCCAAGCCGCAGGACGAGGAGUUGAAGCUGUUGGACGAGCCACAGUGGGUGGAGUUCGACCUCGAGCAUUUGUCUUUCGCUGAUCCAGGCGAACAGGUCGAACCGCUCCAGCCGAAGAUUCUGCUGGGCGGCCUCUUAGCCAUCUUCGCGCAGGUCUAUCUGUGGGGCAAUGUCUUCGUGACGCUCUUCAAGCCGAACCGCGCCGUCGCGCCACCGACCGCGGCGACAGGUGACGCGCGCGCCGGUCCGGAGGCAGCUCGUCAACCGCCCUUGGUGCUUUAUGGCGCUGGUGGCGCAGUGGGAGAGGUGCGUCCUCUGGUGGGCGCAGGCCCAGAACUUGCUCCCACGCCUGCUGGGAGCCAGGACACAGGAUGAUUGGGCUCGUGAAACCAACGUUGUCUUCAUGAGCCGCCUGGGGGUGUUGGAUGGGCCCUGUUUCACAAGCGGAUGGGCUUGGAUGCGCGCCGUUACUGCUCUCC
This is a messenger RNA of Durusdinium trenchii, 1268 nucleotides long. The record is from the annotation of a GenBank genome assembly. Lineage: Eukaryota; Dinophyceae; Suessiales; Symbiodiniaceae.